AUGGGGCAGGGGCUGAGCUGCGGACAAUUCCGCGAAAAUGAUCUGUUCGUUGUAGUCCAAACUGGAGAGCUUGAAGCAGUUGAAGCAAUGGCCGAUGAGAAACGAAAUUUGUUGACAGUGAAAACCGUUCAUGGUAAGCUUUCUGCACUGCAUGUGGCUGCUGCAACUGGGCAGAUUGAGGUUCUUUGUGUGCUUUUGGAUCGGUGUAGUAAUCCAGAUAUCUUGAAUCGCCACAAACAGACUCCAUUGAUGUUGGCUGCUAUGCAUGGCAAUAUUUCCUGCGUGAGAAGACUGAUUCAAGCUGGAGCUAAUAUUUUGUUGUUUGAUACAUUACAUGGAAGAACCUGUUUACAUUAUGCAGCCUACUAUGGUCAUUCAGAUUGCCUACAAUUGAUUCUUUCUGCUGCUCAUUCUACUCCAGUUGCACAAUCUUGGGGGUUUUCGAGAUUUGUUAACAUAAGGGAUGGAAGUGGUGCAACCCCGCUGCAUUUGGCAGCUCAUCAAAGACGACGAGAUUGUGUUCACGUUCUAUUGAGCAGUGGAGCUCUUGUGCUUGCUUCUACUGGUGGAUAUAGCUACCCAGGGAGUACACCUCUUCAUUUGGCUGCACGGGGUGGUUCUUUGGACUGUGUCCGGGAAUUGCUUGCUUGGGGUGCUGAUCGUCUUCAAAGAGAUUCCUCUGGGAGAAUACCUUACAUGGUUGCCGUGAAGCACAAACAUGAAGCAUGCGCUGCAUUAUUAAAUCCUAUUUCUCCUGAGCCUUUGACUUGGCCGUCGUCCUUGAAAUUUAUUGCUGAGUUGAAUCCUGAGGCAAAAGUUUUAUUAGAAAAAGCCUUAAUUGAAGCCAAUAAAAAGAGAGGGAGAGUGAUCUUGAUGGAGGCGUCUGACUCAAUUCCACAAUCUUCUAGUUCUGGUGUCACUGACGAUGAUUUUGAGGCCAACGAUGCGAAGCUAUGUUGCAUUUGCUUCGAGCAUGAGUGCACAAUUGAGGUUCAAGAAUGUGGUCAUGAGAUGUGUGCUCAUUGCACUCUGGCUUUGUGCUGUCACAUCAAACCCAAUUCUGCUGCUAAUUCUGUAAAAAUUCCACAAUGUCCAUUCUGUCGAACUGGCAUUACUCGCUUAGUUGUUGCCAAGAACAAAAUUGAUGGUGACAUGGAGAUGUUCAGUUCAAGUACGCCUAGAAGAACAAGAAAGUCAUUUAAUCCUGGUGAAGGCAGCAGCAGCUUCAAGAGUUUGCCAUCCUUGGGUUCAUUCGGGAGAUUAAGCCGGGGUUCAGGAAAGGUUGGCGUAGAAUGCAAUGAGGAGUUUGAUAAGACUUAG
Molecule: messenger RNA, 1320 nt
Organism: Fraxinus pennsylvanica
Lineage: Eukaryota; Viridiplantae; Streptophyta; Magnoliopsida; Lamiales; Oleaceae
Source: the annotation of a GenBank genome assembly